AUGCUUGAGACUUCGGCAAAAAUUGAGAAAAAAAAUACACAAAAUAGAAAGAAGGCAAUAAAUAGCAGAGCUAUAGUGGCACAUGCCGAUCUUAUCGUCAACGCUUUGGAGCCUAUAAAAGAAGUCCCAUCAGCAGUUUGGAUCACCCAGCAAGAAACCACCGUUGAAACCACCCAAGAAUAUUCGGUGGAGACGACAUAUGAAGAAUAUGAAUAUGAAUCCACUUUCUCUGUAUCGGAGAUAUCGAAACUAGAGAAGUUCGUCUUACCUCCUAGAACUACGAUCUUAGCAUUGUCUCAGAGCGGAGGAGACAAGGAAGAAGACAAAAAGUAUGUCGUCACAAAUCACGGAAAAGCUGAUCUUUUUGUUGAGGUAGUGCAUCUCAAUAACCAAGAUGAUGCUCCACAAUGGUUUGUUGUCCAGCCAGACCAAACCACUGAGAUAGCUAUUGAGGACAGUCUUGAACAAAGCGUGUUGAAAGUGAGCAACAACAGUUACGAAGAGGAAGUUUCAUUUUCUGCUGAAGGUGGUCACGUUAUUGACGACUUGGAAAACAACAUUGAAGAACUUCUAGACUCAGACGAAACAGAAACUGAAAUAGUCGUUCUAGAAAACUUUUCUUUGAGCCCAAGAACUGCCGUCACUGUUUUGAGUCAAAAUGUUGAAGGAAGCAAUGAACAUCCUGGAAAGUACACUGUAACUAACCAUGGGGUAGCUGCUUUUGAUAUUGAAUUAAAGCGUACAUCACCUGUUCAAACUAUGGAUCUUCAUCGCAAAACUGUUCAGCCUAAUACAUCUGAGUCUUUUGAACUCACAGCUCAAUUCCAAAAUACCGUAUUGGAAGUUAUCAACACAAGCCACACUGAAGAUGCAGUUUUUAGAGCUGAAGGAGGUGAUGUUAUUGAAGAUCUUGAGGAUUUAGUUAGAAAUAUUGAUGAGAAAGUAGAAACUGUUGUUUCUCAUAUUGUAACAACUUUGGAGAGCUUCCAUUUAGUCUCACGUUCAUCCGUUACUGCUUUAAUGUAUGAUCCUGAUGAUGUUACCCUUUCCGAACAUCAUAACUUCACUGUUACCAACAACGGACAAUCUGAGAUAGAAGUUGAGGUUACUUACACUGACAGCGAUGACCGUGAGAAUGAUCAAUACAGAGUAGUUAAACCAAAUGAAACUGUAGUAAUUGAGCAUAUCAAAGACGCUGGAGUAGCCCUAUUAAAUAUAUUGAACAGACAUUACACAGAAGUUGCUAUUAUCACCGCCACGGGAGGAAGAGUAGUUCGAGAUAUUAUGAGAAAGAUCAAACAAUUGGUAUCUGAUGAAAAUUCAGUAAUGUUAGUAAAUAAUUUCCAUCUAGCACCUGCAUCUUCCGUAGUUGUCAUGCAUCAAGUUGGUAGAUUUAGACGAAGACCCGUAUACCCAGCUGGACAUCGCAAACCCCAACAUGUUGUAGUUCGUAGACCUCAACACCAUCCUGGACGUAAACCAGGACGGCUUCCAUGCAAACCAGCAGUACCUCGUCCUUGUAAACCAGCAGGUAGACCAGCAGGUCCAGGACGUCGUCCAUUCCGUCGUCCAGCUUGUAGGCCAGUAAUACGACCAGCCCACCGUCCAGGUCAAGGUGCUCAACAUCCAGCACAAGGUCGUCCUCAUCCAGCUCAACAAGGACAUCACCCAGCUCAACAACAGCACCGUCCAGCUCAACAACAGCACCACCCAGGUCAGCAACAGCACCAUCCAGCUCAACAACAACACCAUCCAGCUCAACAACAACACCAUCCAGCUCAACAACAACACCAUCCAGCUCAGCAACAACACCAUCCAGGUCAACAACAACACCGUCCAGCUCAACAGCAUAGACCUCAAGUUGGACAAUGUAGACCAGCGCGCAGACCAAGAAUUGUUAUGCGUCCCGCUGUCUUACGUAAACCCAUUGUUCAUGAUAGAUACACCGUUGUUAAUCAUGGAAGUCAUGCCUUUACUGUUCAGAUCAUUCAUGUUAAAGGAAGAAACCAUGAGGUGGUCCGCACUCAAGUUGUCCAACCUAACGAAACUCAAGUGCUUCUACUUGAAGGCAUAAAUGCGUCAUCUUUGAAAAUCAUCAACGAAAGCGAGACUGAUUACGCUAACUUCUCAGCUGAAGGAGGUGAAGUAGUUCAUGGAUUCAGAUAUAUGGUUAGACCACUGCGUCGCCGUCCUGGUGCAAGAAGAUGCUUCUGGGGAUUUUAA
Messenger RNA from Diabrotica balteata, 2223 nucleotides. The record is from the annotation of a GenBank genome assembly. Lineage: Eukaryota; Metazoa; Arthropoda; Insecta; Coleoptera; Chrysomelidae.